AUGACUUCCAAAUUCGAACUUCCAAUUCACUUUCGGGAUUGGAACACCUCUACUACUCGCUCGAUCAAUAAAACACGCAAGCCGGCUGCUCAGAAACCCCUCUGGAAACGCCCUGUAUUCAUUGGAGUUGCCGUUGCCGUCGUCAUUAUCCUAAUCCUCGUCAUCGCCAUCCCACUCGCUGUACUCCUUCCAAAGAAGGGAAAGAAUCACAAUGCAUCUGUCUUGUUGCCUCUUUACAUCUACCCGGACGACAAUUCUACUUGGGCCCCCUUGUACGAAUCACUAGUCGCGCGACCAUCACUACAAUUCACCGUGAUCGUCAACCCAGCCAGUGGUCCGGGAUCGUCGCAGUAUCCAGAUGAGAGCUACACUGCUGCAUUGACCCAACUUUCAACUUACCCGAACGUCAAGAAAGUAGGAUACGUCAGGACCGGAUAUGCAUCGCGGAAUCUCUCUGAUGUGAUUUCUGAAAUCAAUGUCUUUGCAGGCUGGUCGACUCUAGGCUCGGCAUUUACCAUGGAAGGCAUUUUCUUCGACGAAUCCCCUCACGAAUACACGGCGGAUGCGGUCCAGUUCAUGCUCGAGGCGACCAAAAAUGUCAAAAGCGCUAGCGGGAUCAGAGGUGACAAGCUGGUGAUCCGCAAUCCUGGAGUUGUGCCCGCAUCGCAAUUCAGUGACACCAACACCGACGUCAACGUCGUAUUCGAGCAGUCGUAUUCGGAAUACAAGACCAAGGUGUCGGAGCUAUCUACGAUCCAGGACAGUCGCGCACAGCAUUGCUACAUGGUGCAUUCCCUGCCCAGUAUGACCAGUAGCGCCUUCAGAAAGUAUGUUUACGAGUUGAGCAGGGGCGCUAAGUAUCUCUUUGUGACCACCAACGAUGACCACUACUACGAGAGCUUCGCUAGCGACUGGUCUGAGUUUGCAACAGCGAUCCCGACGUAGCGUGCAAAGGAUUCUAGAAGAGUGGGUCUGGGUUAGCUAGCUAAGCGUGGGUUUUCUUUGUGAUCGAGUGUUUGAGAAGUUGCUUAGCUUCUUCUGUAGAUUCCGAGCUAUUGAUGGAACAGCACAAUGGUAGCGCGACGGCUUGAUCA
Dothidotthia symphoricarpi CBS 119687 is the source of this 1094-nucleotide messenger RNA. RefSeq lists its product as uncharacterized. The coding region runs from base 1 to 945 and encodes 314 amino acids. Lineage: Eukaryota; Fungi; Ascomycota; Dothideomycetes; Pleosporales; Dothidotthiaceae. The transcript has 3 exons. The record is from RefSeq and is a predicted model, not a curated record.